Molecule: messenger RNA, 5328 nt
Organism: Schizophyllum commune H4-8
Lineage: Eukaryota; Fungi; Basidiomycota; Agaricomycetes; Agaricales; Schizophyllaceae
Exons: 8
Coding region: 1-5328 (1775 amino acids)
Source: RefSeq, a predicted model, not a curated record
AUGUCCGCCGCCUCUGUGUCCUCGGGCUAUGAUGCGCACAUCAUCGAUCCUAAUCACCCACUCUCCCUGGAACUCAAGAGCUUGAGAUCGGCACUUGCGCGCUUUCAAGAUGAAGCGCACGAUGCAGCCAUCAAACUACAGCGGCACUCCCUCGAGUCGAUCAACGACCAUGAGCGGAUGCAGCAUCUGCAGCACGACAAUGACCUCCUACGCAACGAAGUCGAGAUGCUGCGCGCGACUCCCCACCCAGACGCGUCGCCUAGCACCCACCCCUCCGCCCUGCAAGCACAGCAGCUCACUAUCUCCCUACGCCGUCUGUCCGACAAGCUGACUGCUACCGAGGAAACGCUCUUGACGCGCACGACGGAGCUCGCGCACGCGAUGAGCGAGGCCGCGCGCGCGAAGCUGGCGGAGGAGGGCGCGUACGCGCUCGCGUCGAGUGCUCGAGGACGGGAAGAGGAAGGAAAGGUGCGCGAGCGCGAUCUGCAGCUCCAGCUGCGCGAGGCACAGGAGCAAGCGCGCAUGUCCGAUCUCGUCGUGAACGAGUACGCCAGCCUCGUCCGCACCAUGGAAGGCCGCGCCUCCAACCCCCUCUACCGCCCCUCCACCCCGCGCACACCCUCCACUCCCGGCUCGCCCGCCAGCAGCCCCAACGAUCCCUCGUCUUCCCAACUAUCCCUGCAAAGCUCCGGCUCGUCGCGGAGUCUGACUAGCAGCCUGCACGAGGGCAAGAUGGGCCUGAAGAAGCUGCUCUCCGAGUUCUCUGGCGAGAUCCAGCGGCUAGAGGCGGAGAUCGCCCGGCUACAUGGCGAGCUCGCCAUCUCGGAGACCAAGCUGCAAGCCGAGAAGCAGAACGCCGCAAACGAUCGCGAAGCCCUCGCACGCGCACGACACGACCUCGAGCGCCACCGGUUAGACGACGCGUCGGCAGCGAAGAUGGUCUCGCGAUACAUGAAAUUCUCCCAGUCCUCCACCGACACCCUCCAGCGCGCCCUCGCCGCGCUGAAGACCCGGCACCAAACCACCGUCGAUACGCUCUCCGCGCAGCUGGCCUCCGCCUCCCACCAGCGGCGCGCCGCCGAGACCACCGCGUCGCGCCUGCGGGACGCACUAGAUGAACUUGGGCGCGAUGCGAUGCGGGAGGCAUUCGGAAGGAGGCGGGAGGUAGCGCUGAGGAUGCAGAUUAUUGCGCAGCAGGAGGUAAUUCGCGGUCACCUGGUAAGACUGGUGCAGAAUGUGGGCGAGAGCAUGCGGAGGGGUGAGACUGGCGUGGAGGUGCUGUCGCGGUUGUUGGAGGAUGCGCAGGGGCUGGUAGAGCAGCUGGAUGGUAGAAAGCAAGACGUGCACGAGGGCGAGAUGUCUGCGGGCUCCGUCCAACGCAUCCUGGCCGCCCAGCACGCAGUCGACAGCCUAGUCGAGGAGCUGCAGGCAGAGACGACGCGCCGCAUCCAGCUCGAAACACUCCUACCGACCACGUCCUCCGCUCUGGGUCUACAGGGCGGCGACUCAGCGUCGCCGAGCUUAAUUACGCCUCUGUCUUUGGACAUGGCCCUGCCGGGUGAGGCGUCGACGCCGACAGGCAUCGCUUCAGCGAUAUUACCUUCAGUGGCGCUGGCGUCGGCGAUCCUGCCGCCUGUACCUGGGCUGCCAUCUACUUCUGUUGCUUCAGAUACACCUGCAGCUCCCGAAGCGGAACAGACUACACCUGGACCCUCACCAACCGAGGUGGCUCCGCCCGCGCCGCCACUAUCAGGGCCUGUCGACCACGACGGGGCUAGCUCCCGAGGCGUUGGGGCCGAUGCUAUCAUAGCGCCCGACUUGCAAGCGCCGAGGGACGCAUCACAAGCUUCUAAUGAAGUGUCACCAACCCACGAACAAGAGCACGAGAGGACACCACAGACGUCGCAGAUCUCGCUGCCUGCGUCUAGCGAGGAUGCUAAGGGUGCCCUACUCAAUGAUACCCAGAAGGGUAAGUUGGAGAAUACCCAGAAGGAUGAUACCCCGCCGAUACCCACCUUGAACAUGAUCGCGCCGACGCCCAUCGCUGUCGCGUUCCCGACUGGUCCCCUUUUCAGCGGCGGUGCCGAUGCUUUGCAGAACUCCGCGCCGUCUACGCCGACAGGUCAGCCUGAAAGGGCGAAUGCGCAGAUCCCCGGACCAGUUCCGCUUACUCCUCCAGAUGAAGCUAUUCCGUCGCUACCCAAGGAUUUGAUAGCACCUUCUACCGACAUCACCCUGCCUUUCGUCAACUCCGCCGGACCUCGGGUUUCCUCCCAAGCCCCCGUUGCCUUCCCUUCUGCCGAUGUCACCUCGUCUUCCGCCCAUGCUGCUUUGUCGUCCGCCGGUGUGGCCGCGUCUUCUCCGCACGCUGCCUCCUCAUCCGCCAACUCCGCCUCGCUGCCCUCCGCUGAGGUCGAGGAUCUUUUUUCCCGUCUCUCGCGGGUUACGCACCGAUACGACAGGAUGCAGGCGGAGUUCCGCGAUUGCCAUGCUGCGCUGCAGGGCCUCAAGCAGGACGUGGCUUCCUUCACGUCGUCGUCCGGUCCUUCGUCGCUACCCUACAACCCGUCGUCCCUUGCUGCGGCCAUCCAGCGCAUCGAUGACUACGCGGAGGAUGCCCGCGUUGAACUGGAGAUCCGGGCAGCGGACGAUGCUCUCGCGGUCCGCGGACUCAGUGCUCUUUUGACCCUCCCUGGUGCUCUCGCACCCACCGCCGGCAUCCCAGGCGACCAGCGGCCCACCCUCGCCGACACGGCAGCGCAGAUCACCGCCUUUACUUCGGACGACGGGCCCAGCGCCUCUACCACGACCCUCGCGCGCAAGCUCGCGGACGUGCAGCACGACAUCAGCGCGGUGCAGGGCGCGGUGGGCGCUCUGCAUGGCGUGCAGCGCCCAACUGCAUCGCCCACCUUCGGGCACGUCAUGACGACGCCCAGUCUGCGGCGCACGCCGUCGCUCAAGCAGCUUGGUGGGCUUGGGAACUUGGGCCUGCGCGUGCCGAUGCCGGCCUUUGUUAUGCAGGAUACGCGGGCGGCGGAGGAGCAUGGGCAGGCGGCGCCGCGGGCGCGUACAUUGUCGGCGAUGUACAUGCUCGGCGUGGGGCUGAGGGGGAGGGGUGUGGGGGGAUCGCCGCUGCCCGGAACGCCGUCGCCGAGGAGGGUGUCGACGACGCCGAGGCCGCCUAUGCCGCCUCCCGAGUCAGACUCGGAGUUGGAAAGCGAGGCCGAGACGUUGAUACAUUUGAUCUACAUCCAUGGCUUCAAUGGUGACGAGACGACCUUUCAAUCUUUCCCAACGGAUCUCCAGCAACACUUGAGCCGUGUAAUACCCCCCAACUCGAGAUACACGGUGCAAAGCAGCUUAUACCCGACGUACAAGAGCGUGAAGCCCAUCUCGACCUGCACGAAGAACUUCUUGGAAUGGCUCAACACGCAACCUCCUGGAUAUGUUAUCCUAAUGGCACACUCGAUGGGCGGUCUGCUCGCAGCUGAGGCGGCGACGCACGCGUCGAAUAACCCCCAAUCGUACCCCGGGGCGCGCCCGUCCCGUAUCAUUGGCAUGAUCGCGUUCGAUGUGCCCUUCCUCGGAAUGCACCCGCAUGUCGUUAUCACCGGUCUCGCCUCAUUGUUCGCGAAGGACGACGACAAGAAGACGGAGACUCAGCUCAAUGACCAGCAUCCGGAUGUACAUAUGGUCGACGGACGCGUCACGGACGACUGGGAGUCGUACAAACGCAAUAUGGCUGAACGCUAUUCCGCCUCCUCCCUCAACCUUCCCUCCCCAUCUCGCUCGCCUUCACCACCGAGUCCCAACCUCCUCGGCCCCACCCGCGCCGAAAUGUCCCCCUUCCCCCCAUCCUACGAAAGCUCCAUCCGCUCCUCCUCCACCUCCUCCCUCCACUCCUCCUCCACCUCCUUCGCCGAGCGCGCCGGCGGCCUCCUCGCCCAAGCCGACGGCUUCAUCGCCUCAAAGGCCGAUGAACCCCUCGUCCGCUGGGCGCGCAAGCACCGCGCCGACCCCUUCGGCGCAGGCAAGACGUGGCUCAUCGACCACUUCCAGUUCGGCGCGUGCAUGUUCGACCCGCCGGGGUUGACGAAGCGGUACAGGCAGCUUGUGGCGUGGAACGGGCAGUGGGUGAAUUACUGGACGGAGACGGUGCCGAAGGCGUCGAGGGGGUCUUCACCAGGAUCGGGUUCGGAGCGGCCGUCGUUGUCGCCCUCGGCAUCGAGUAAUUCUGCUUCAUUGCAUUCCAACCCCGCGCUAGAUCGGCGACAAGAUGUCGUCGACAACGACCUCGCGUUGCUUGGUAAAGGCACCGCGGAACUAUCCCUCGAUACCCUCUCCAAAGCCGGCUACUCUGCUGCCUCGACCAUAUCCUCGAACGACAGCCCCUUCGUCACUCCCUGCGGCUCGCCGAACAUGUCCAGAACUCCGUCACCCAUACCUUUGACCGAACGGCCUCCACCAUUACCUCCAAGACGCUCAUCACCCAUACCCCCGCUCUUGCCACCUAGACACUCGUCCUCUAAAUCAACAUCGUCCAUACCACCCUUACCAUCUAGGCGGUCAGCAUCACCGACGCCGCCCUUGCCGCCCCGGCGACCAGCGCCUGCGGCCGAGUCCAGUAGUAACGACGAUCCACCACUGGCCGCAUAUCCACCCCUCGAUGAUGACGAGAAAGACAGCGUGGACGAAGAAAGCUUCGAAGUCAUCCCACCGAGUGAGGCGUCAGAGAGCGUGGAGAACGGAGUGGAGCCUGGAGAAAACGAUACGAAGCUUGGAACCUCUCAACCGCCAGAUCCACCCCUAGCAGACACUUCGUUGGACCCCGCCGACGCCAAAGCGCGCAAAAAGGAAGAGAAAGCACGACAGAAGGCGGAGAAGGAGGUUGCGAAAGCCGCCGAGAAAGAGGGGAAGGCGCGCGCGAAGGAGGAGCAGGCGAGAGAGAAGGAGCGCGUCAGGCAGGAGAAAGCUCGCGCAAAAGAGGAUCAGGAACAGGAAAAGGAACGCGCCAAACGCGAAAAGGAGCUCACCAAACAGCGUGAGGCAGAACAGAAGCAGCUCGCCAAGCAGCAGAAGGAGUUGGCAAAACGCGACAAACAAGGGAAAGAGAGCAAGCGCGACAAGUCCUACCACUUCGUCGUGCUGCCCACGGGCCUGGGGCAGAUCCUCGGCGGCGCGGAGCACUGGGAGAGCGUGCCGAUCGCGGGCGUGGACGAUGAGGUGGCGGCGCAUUGCGGGCUGUUCAUACGCGGGCAGAAUUUGGACUAUGAUGGGCUGGUGGAGAGGGUGGGGAGGAAGGUGUUGGAGAUUUGCGAUAAGGCGUGA